CGAACGCGUAAGUUCAACACCUUAAUGUUGGAUUAUUUUUUGGUUGUGUAUUUUUACUGUGAAUAAAAGCAAUACCGUUUUUUGUGUUUUCACUGUGGCUUGAAUCCCAAUUAUGUGAGAGCGAAAGCAAGAAAGAAAGAGAGUUAAUGUGCAUACGUGCGAUCGAGAAGUAGUAGCAGUAUGAGCAGAAAAAAUUAAAACCCUGCCAAUCCAGUUUAUUUAUCUGUUUUUCAAAAAUUGUUAGUGAUAAAAGCUUAAGUGACUUCUAUAGUUAUUUCCAAAUAUAUAGUGGAAAAACAAAACUAGAAAAGUAAUGAUAAAUGUGUAUAUAACAUGCCGUACAGGACAAAAGGAUCACUUAAGAGACACUUGUGGAUUACUCAAUACCCAAACCGUUAUUUGAAAAUAGAGGCCAAAACCAAUGGAUUACGACGUGGCCACUAAAUACUAAUGUGGAAUAUUAUUUUUUUAAUAUUGAUAAAUUUUUGAACAUAUUACAUAUGUAUAUAUAUCACAUCUUUAGUGAUUUUCGAACUCACACUGCGUUUUAUAUUAUAUAAUUCAUUGAUACCUGUGCAAAUGGUUCAGAUCAGAUCAGAAUAGCAUAUAGGUGCCAUACAAACCGACCGGUCAAAAUUGAGAUAAAAAUCUUUGUAUAACCUUUUAUGUUAAAAGAAAUGCACCUGUGAAAGGUAUUAUAACUUCGAUGCAGCCUAAGUUAUCUCUUUUUCUUGCUUUAUACCAUAAUAUAUGCAAUAAUAAAUUUAAUAUCAAAUUUCAAAACGAAAUUUGUUUGGUGUCAAAUGAGUGACACAAAUGUGCAUUUAAUGGAUAAUACUACAUCUAGCAUACCCUAUACUUUCGACACAUAUUAGUAAAUAUGUCUUCUUGAAUAAAUAAUUCAUAUAAUUUUGCGUUAAAGUUAGAAAACCCGUGCGAACAUGCACAAAUAAUAUUUUCAAAAAUAGAACACUUUCAAAUCACACAUAAAGUGAUCAACCAAUAGGAAGAAAGAAUUAGCACUUUUACGAAAUCGUUCAGCUAAAUAUUGGUACAAUGUUCUAACAGAAAUUAACAGGAAUCCAUUUUAUCAAAUGAACAUGUUAAUUUCAUGGUUUUCGAAAUGAAAAAAUUUAAUUUAAAAAUUUAUUCAGUAGCAUCAGGAAGUAUACGAAAGAAAAUUCGUACAUAUUAAUACAUAUGCAUAUACACAUACAAACUCAUAUUCACACACGAAGCGCAAGGUGAAAGAGCACGAUAGAAAUAGCAAUAUUUCUACACAUUUACAUGUCCAUGCGUACGCAUAGGUGUCUCGCACUGGCCAAUGUGGUGGCGACCAGCGACCAGCUAUUAUCUGCCGAAUAGUUUUCACACGGUGUCGUUCGUGCGCUGGCAUGCAAACAUAUGGAAAACGAUUUCGAAAUUUCAAAAUAUUACCGAUUUUUUAAGGCGAUGUACUACAUUGAAAUACUCUCUGCAAGAGAAUUUUAUUUUAGCCACUUUAUAUUUUCUUGUUUAGAGCUCAAGACAUUUUCGCGUUUUCCAAUUCAUUGUGAUCUUGCAACUCGGACGUUUUAGACCAUCUCCUUUUGUGCGGAUGCUGUUAGAAAGCGAUUAAUUUAAUUGAAUUUCUGAUUUCUUAUUCGUUCUUUUUUUUCAAAACGAACAGCCGACAAACGGUUCCCAAGAUUUGUUUCGUAAAUUACGAACAUUUUUAAGAACAAUUGAAAGCAAUUUUUAUUCAAAAGUGAGAUUAAAUUUUUGAAUAGCUUUUGCCAAAGCGCGAAGGAAGCAUUUGGGCUGAGACGACGCGAAACAUUUCAAUCUUUUGAAAAGGAAGACUUGGCAAGAACUUCGACUUUUGCACUCAAGCCCCGACUCUCAUUCGAGUUACAAUAAUAUAUAUUUAAUUAACGUUUUCUGUUAAGAAAAAAGCGAAUCUUUAACCAAGAUGCCGAAGCCAAUUGCUAGCCAAGAGGAUGAGGAUCCAACCCCAUACCUGUUCGUGUCUUUGGAACAAAGACGUAUCGAUCAAUCGAAACCCUAUGACUCCAAGAAGAAUUGCUGGGUGCCCGAUGAGAAGGAGGGUUAUCUUCUUGGUGAAAUUAAGGCCACCAAGGGUGACAUCGUCUCUGUGGGCCUGCCUGGCGGCGAGACCAAGGAUUUUAAAGCCGAUAAGGUCGAAAAAACGAAUCCUCCGAAAUUCGAAAAAAUUGAAGAUAUGGCCGAUAUGACUGUGCUCAAUACACCCUGUGUCUUGCACAAUUUGCGACAACGUUACUACGCUAAACUGAUUUACACCUACUCCGGUCUUUUCUGCGUUGCCAUCAAUCCUUACAAGCGUUACCCCGUAUAUACCAACCGUUGCGCUAAGAUGUAUCGUGGCAAGCGCCGUAAUGAAGUGCCACCACAUAUUUUCGCCAUUUCUGAUGGUGCCUACGUCGACAUGUUGACCAACCACGUCAAUCAAUCUAUGUUGAUUACUGGUGAGUCUGGUGCUGGUAAGACUGAAAACACGAAGAAAGUAAUUGCGUACUUCGCCACUGUCGGUGCCUCAACAAAGAAGGAUGAAUCGCAAAAGAACAAAGGUUCCCUGGAAGAUCAGGUCGUACAAACUAACCCUGUACUUGAAGCUUUCGGUAACGCUAAGACCGUGCGUAACGAUAACUCUUCUCGUUUCGGUAAAUUUAUCCGUAUUCACUUCGGCCCAAGCGGUAAACUGGCUGGUGCUGAUAUUGAGACUUAUUUGCUGGAGAAAGCUCGUGUAAUCUCUCAGCAAUCUUUGGAACGUUCAUACCACAUCUUCUACCAGAUUAUGUCUGGCUCCGUUCCCGGAGUUAAAGAAUAUUGUAUACUAUAUUAUAAUAUUACCGAUUACAGUAUUGUAUCGCAAGGAAAAACAACCAUACCCAACGUUGACGAUGGUGAAGAGUAUCAAAUUGUUGACCAAGCCUUCGAUAUCUUGGGUUUCACCGCUCAAGAGAAACAGGAUGUCUACAAGAUCACCGCCGCUGUCAUGCACAUGGGUGGCAUGAAGUUCAAGCAACGUGGUCGCGAAGAGCAAGCUGAACAAGAUGGUGAAGAAGAAGGUGGUCGUGUGGCUAAAUUGUUCGGUUGUGACACCGCUGAACUUUACAAGAACUUGUUGAAGCCCCGCAUUAAGGUCGGUAACGAAUUCGUUACCCAAGGUCGUAACGUGCAACAGGUCACCAACUCCAUUGGUGCUCUCUGCAAGGGUGUAUUUGAUCGUCUCUUCAAAUGGCUGGUCAAGAAGUGUAACGAAACUCUGGAUACUCAGCAAAAACGUCAGCACUUUAUUGGAGUACUGGAUAUUGCUGGUUUUGAAAUUUUCGACUACAAUGGCUUUGAACAAUUGUGUAUCAAUUUCACCAAUGAGAAAUUACAACAAUUCUUCAAUCAUCACAUGUUCGUUUUGGAACAAGAAGAGUACAAGAGAGAAGGCAUUGAUUGGGCGUUCAUCGAUUUCGGCAUGGAUUUGCUGGCAUGUAUUGAGAUGAUUGAAAAGCCUAUGGGUAUCUUAUCCAUCCUUGAAGAAGAGUCUAUGUUUCCCAAGGCUACCGAUCAAACAUUCGCCGAAAAAUUAGUUAACACUCACUUGGGCAAAUCGGCACCAUUCCAGAAGCCGAAACCUCCAAAGCCUGGACAACAAGCUGCCCACUUUGCUAUUGGCCAUUAUGCUGGUGUUGUCGCUUAUAACAUCACUGGUUGGUUGGAAAAGAACAAGGAUCCAUUGAACGAUACUGUGGUCGAUCAGUUCAAGAAAUCACAAAACAAGCUGUUGAUCGAAAUAUUCGCCGAUCAUGCAGGUCAAUCUGGUGGCGCUGAACAAUCAAAGGGUGGUCGUGGUAAGAAGGGUGGAGGCUUUGCUACUGUCUCUUCGGCCUACAAGGAACAGUUGAACAGCUUGAUGACCACUUUGCGUUCAACACAACCUCACUUCGUGCGUUGUAUCAUUCCUAAUGAAAUGAAACAACCUGGUCUUGUAGAUGCUCACUUGGUUAUGCACCAAUUGACAUGUAACGGUGUACUUGAAGGUAUCCGUAUUUGCCGUAAAGGUUUCCCCAACAGAAUGGUGUACUCUGAUUUCAAGCAGCGCUACAAGAUCAUGUGCCCGAAACUUUUGGUUGGCGUAGAGAAAGAUAAGAAGGCCACUGAAAUCAUUGUUAAACACAUUGACUUGCCAGAAGAUCAAUAUCGCCUGGGUAACACCAAGGUGUUCUUCCGAGCUGGUGUCCUGGGUCAGAUGGAAGAAUUUCGUGAUGAGCGUCUCGGCAAAAUCAUGUCAUGGAUGCAAGGAUGGGCUCGUGGUUACUUGGCCCGUAGGAACUUCAAGAAAUUGCAAGAACAACGCUUGGCCCUCAAAGUUGUACAACGCAACUUGCGCAAAUACCUUCAACUCCGCACCUGGCCAUGGUACAAAUUGUGGCAGAAGAUCAAGCCUCUCCUCAACGUUUCUCGCGUUGAGGAUGAGAUUGCUCGUCUAGAAGAGAAGGCUAAGAAGGCAGAGGAAUUGCAUGCUGCUGAAGUGAAAGUACGCAAGGAAUUGGAAGCCCUCAAUGCUAAGCUGUUGGCUGAAAAGAGCCUUUUAGAUUCGUUGUCUGGUGAGAAGGGUCAAUUGCAGGACUUCCAGGAGAGAAACGCUAAAUUGACUGCCCAAAAGAACGAUCUCGAGAACCAAUUGCGUGAUAUACAAGAUCGUUUGAGCCAAGAAGAGGAUGCCCGUAACCAAUUGUUCCAACAGAAGAAAAAGGCUGAUCAAGAAAUUUCUGGCUUAAAGAAGGACAUUGAAAGAUCUCGAUUGAGCGUUCAGAAGGCCGAACAAGAUAAGGCUACUAAGGAUCACCAAAUCCGUAACUUGAACGAUGAAAGCCACCAAGAUGAACUCAUCAAUAAGUUGAACAAGGAGAAGAAGAUGCAGGGUGAGACAAACCAGAAAACUGGUGAGGAGCUCCAAGCUGCCGAAGACAAAAUCAACCACUAAAAAGUUAAGGCUAAACUCGAACAGACUCUUGGAUUGGAAGAUUCAUUGGAACGUGAGAAGAAACUACGAGGAGAUGUUGAAAAGGCCAAACGCAAGGUUGAGGGAGAUUUGAAACUUACCCAGGAGCCGUAUCUGAUUUGGAACGCAACAAGAGGAACUAAACAGACCAUACAACGCAAGGACAAAGAGUUGUCUUCAAUUACUGCCAAAUUGGAAGAUGAACAGGUCGGUGUUGGUAAACACCAACGUCAAAUCAAGGAGUUGCAAGCCCGUAUCGAAGAAUUGGAGGAAGAAGUUGAAGCUGAACGUCAAGCCCGCGCUAAGGCUGAGAAACAACGCGCUGAUUUGGCUCGUGAAUUAGAGGAAUUGGGAGAGCGCUUAGAAGAAGCCGGUGGUGCCACAUCAGCGCAAAUUGAACUCAAUAAGAAACGUGAGGCCGAACUCAGCAAAUUGCGUCGUGAUUUGGAAGAAGCCAACAUUCAGCAUGAGUCCACUUUGGCCAACUUGCGGAAGAAGCACAACGAUGCUGUCGCUGAAAUGGCCGAACAAGUUGAUCAGCUUAACAAACUGAAGGCUAAGGCUGAAAAGGAGAAGAACGAAUACUACGCUCAAUUGAACGACCUCCGCGCUGGUGUCGACCACCUUACCAACGAGAAGGCUGCCAAGAAAAGAUUGCUAAGCAAUUACAACACACUGAAUGAAGUUCAAGGUAAGUGGACGAAAACCAACCGCACCCUCAACGAUUUCGACGCCUCCAAGAAGAAGCUGUCGAUCGAAAACUCCGAUCUGUUGCGUCAACUGGAAGAAGCAGAAUCACAGGUGUCGCAAUUGUCCAAGAUCAAGAUCUCCUUGACCACUCAAUUGGAAGAUACUAAGCGUUUAGCUGACGAAGAAUCUCGCGAACGUGCCACUCUGGGCAAGUUCCGCAACUUGGAACACGACCUGGACAAUCUGCGUGAGCAGGUAGAAGAGGAAGCCGAAGGCAAAGCUGAUUUGCAAGCGUCACUCAGCAAAGCCAACGCUGAGGCUCAAGUAUGGCGUAGCAAGUACGAAUCGGAUGGUGUUGCUCGUUCUGAAGAAUUGAGAAGCCAAGAGAAAUUGCAGGCUCGAUUGGCUGAGGCUGAAACCAUUGAAUCUCUCACAAAAUGCAUUGGUCUCGAAAAGACUAAGCAACGUCUGGCUACUGAAGUAGAGAGAUUUGCAUUGGAAGUAGAUCGUGCCAACGCCAUGCUACAAUGCUGCCGAAAAGAACAGAAGGCCUUUGAUAAGAUCAUUGGCGAUGAACUUAAGGUUGAUGACUGGCUGCUGAACUGGAUGCUCACAAAGGAAUGCCGCAACUAUUCCACCGAAUUGUUCCGUCUCCAGGGUGCCUACGAAGGACAGGAACAGUUAGAAGCCGUGCGUCGCAAAGAAUCUGCUGAUGAAGUUAAGGAUCUACUAGACCAAAUCGGUGAAGGUGGCCGUAACAUUCACGAAAUCGAGAAGGCAAACGCUGGAAGCUGAAAGGAUGAGCUUCAAGCUGCACUCGAGGCUGAGGCCGCCCUGGAACAAGAAAACAAGGUAUUGCGCGCAUUGGAAUUAUCUCAGGUUCGUCAAGAGAUCGACCGCCGUAUUCAAGAGAAGGAAGAAGAAAUUCCGAAAAAUCAUCAACGCGCUCUCGAUUCCAUGCAGCCUCUCUUGAAGCCGAAGCAAGGGCAAGGCUGAGCGCUGCGCAUGAAGAAGAAAUUGGAAGCCGAUAUCAAUGAGCUGGAAAUUGCCCUGGAUCAUGCUAACAAAGCUAACGCCGAGGCCCAGAAGAACAUCAAACGUUACCAACAACAGCUUAAAGAUAUCCAAACCGCCCUUGAAAAGAACAGAGAGCCCGCGAUGACGCUCCGCGAGCAAUUGGUAUCCGAACGCCGUGCCAAUGCCCUCCAGAACGAACUCGAGAAUCCGCACUUUGCUGAGCAAGCCGAUCGUGGUCGUCGCCAAGCCGAACAGAAUUGGCUGAUGCCCACGACAACUCAAUGAAGUUUCCGCCCAAAUGCUUCUAUCUCAGCGGCCAAGAGGAUGGAAUCUGAACUACAAACUCACUCCGAUUUGGACGAAUUGUUAAAUGAAGCGAAAACCGAAGAGAAAGCCAAGAAGGCUAUGGUUGACGCUGGCCUUGCUGAUGAGCUCCGCGCUGGCAUCAUGCCCAGACCCGAGAAACUGCGCAAGGCCUUGGGCACAAAUUAAGGAAUUGCAGUCCGUUUGGAUGAGGCUGCUAACGCACUGAAGGGUGAGAAGGCUAUCCAAAAGGUGGAACAACGCGUCCGCGAGUUAGAGAACGAAUUGGAUGGUGAACAGAGGAGACAUGCGUGACCAAAAAAUCUACGCAAAUCUGAACGUCGUAUUAAGGAAUUGUGCUUCCAAUCUGAGGAAGAUCGUAAAAAUCACGAACGUAUGCAAGACUUGGUUGAUAAACUGCAACAAAAGAUCAAGACCUACAAGAGGCACAUCGAGGAAGCCGAAGAAAUUGCUGCCUUACAGGCCAAAUUCGGAAGGCACAUGCAAGAACUUGAAGAAGCUGAGGAGCGCGCUGACUUGGCCGAACAGGCUAUCAGCAAAUUCCGCGCUAAAGGACGUGCAGGCUCAGUUGGACCGUGGUGCCAGCCCAGCGAAUUGGAAUGCGACAUAGCCAAUGAUCCAGCGAUAAAGUGGUGAUGUGAUCAAACACAA
Molecule: messenger RNA, 7702 nt
Organism: Bactrocera oleae (olive fruit fly)
Lineage: Eukaryota; Metazoa; Arthropoda; Insecta; Diptera; Tephritidae
Source: RefSeq, a predicted model, not a curated record